GAUCUGCGUUUUCAGGUCGGGGGUGGUUCCUUCGCUCAUGUUCUGGUUGUAUGUCUGUCCACUUGGAUGGAUCCGACAGCUCGUGGAUCAUCUUGUUGCCUCCUUUGGCCAUGGGGAAGUUUGAGCCUCUCAGGCUUGCGUCCCACCUUCAGAUGUGGGUUUUUGAAGCGGGAUCAGCAUCUCUUAGGUGGUGUUGGCUUUUGGUAUCGGAUAGGUGAGGUUUUGAGCCGGUUAAGGCUUAGCUUUGGUGGCAAUGACGAUUUAGGCUUUGGAUCUUUGGUUAUUUCUUUGAGUUUGCUUCCUAAUGGCAAUGGGGCAGGGGGAAUUCGUUUUCGACCGCCUGACCUUGACCCAGAUCUCAGGCUACCCCAUUCUAAUUUCAUUAUUUCCCUUCAAAGAAAAUCCUAAUUCUUUUCAUGGCGUUGACUUGGCUGUUGGUGCUAUCGGCCUGCCACCGGAUUCUAUACCGCUUCUUAAUGUUCCACAGGGUCACGAAAGAUCAGAUUCACCGCUUGAUAAUAGUCGUGAUCAGAAGAAAAGUAAAAUCAUCAAUGGAACUUUCGUCGAGAAUCCUUUGUGGGAGGCCAUGGAUGUCGGCAACGCUGGGGGAGUAUAUCAAUUUGUGGUUUCACAUGAGGCUGUUGUCGGUAGUGGUGCUGCCGUUAUCCAACCGGGGGAUCGAUCUAUCGAGGAGGGUUCAAGCAAGAUCUUGUAUGCCAAUAUGGUUAAGGGACCGAAGAGAACGACUCAACAAGAGACUGUUACUGCUGAGUUAUGGGGUAUCUUUGUUGGGCUAACUUGUGCAUGGGAGCCUGCAGCUUCUCUUGUGAUUUUGGAGUGUGAUAGCUUGGAAGCUAUUCGAAUGGUUGAGCGAGUUCAGGAGGGAUUUAACAAUCUCACGAUCGCUGCUCAUAUUGCAGCUUUGUUACAACGGAAUUGGCAGGUUCAGUUGAGGCAAUUCAUCGAGAGGAUAGUCGUGUUGCUGAUGCUCGAGCGAAACUAAAUCGAGGUUGAAGCUCAUGUUCUGUAAUUGCUGAAACUCAAACAUGCAAUCAAGGAUGGAAGGAGAGUGCGGAACGACAAUGUCGAUCGAGUGAAACAUGCUAUUUUUCCUUUCUCGGAAGGGUCUUAUUGAUGGUAGGGCUGUAAAUGAGUCGAGCUGAGUUCGAGUAUUGUUGAACUCGACAUGAAAAUAUUAAAGUUGAGUUGUGCCAGACUUGUAAGCUCGUGAGCUUAAAAUAGUUCAGCUUUUGAAUUCGAAAUAAAAAAUUCAAGCUCGAA
Messenger RNA from Hibiscus syriacus, 1281 nucleotides. RefSeq lists its product as uncharacterized. Gene Ontology annotation, molecular function: RNA-DNA hybrid ribonuclease activity; nucleic acid binding. The coding region runs from base 305 to 1003 and encodes 232 amino acids. NCBI's taxonomy places the organism in Eukaryota, Viridiplantae, Streptophyta, Magnoliopsida, Malvales, Malvaceae. The record is from RefSeq and is a predicted model, not a curated record. The transcript has 2 exons.